This is a messenger RNA of Brassica napus (rape), 1789 nucleotides long. RefSeq lists its product as uncharacterized. The record is from RefSeq and is a predicted model, not a curated record. Gene Ontology annotation, cellular component: mitochondrion; nucleoplasm. Lineage: Eukaryota; Viridiplantae; Streptophyta; Magnoliopsida; Brassicales; Brassicaceae. The transcript is spliced from 5 exons. The coding region runs from base 943 to 1665 and encodes 240 amino acids. Gene Ontology annotation, molecular function: cadherin binding.
ACCCGUCUUCCUCUCUCUCUCCGUGUUGACUCUCUUGAGCCGAUCCAACCAUACACGAUUCUCCGGUAAGUCAGACGAUUUCAGCUGAUUUUCUAGAAAGUUUUGAGAUUUAAUCUGAUCUUGUUAUAAAGCAAAUUGCUGAUUAAUUUAGAGAUGCCUCGGGACUUGUCAAGAUCGAGGUCACCUUCUCCAUCACCUUCACGGCGCAGAAAGCACUCGAGGUCUCCUGUAAGGCACAGGCAUAGCAGGAGAAGCAGAAGAGACAGGAGCCGUUCUCCAUACUCGUCUUAUUCCCAUAGCAGGUGAUACACGUAUUAUUUUCUGAGCUAUUCGUUAUUAAUUGGUUCAUCAUAAGGACUGUAAGAAACUAUGGAUCACUGUUAUGUAUCUUGCUGGCUAGAUGUAAGAAACUAUAGAAUCUAUCUGGAUGAUACAAAUGCUGUCUUAAUAGUUUUUGAGUGAUGGUCUUGUUGGAAACAUUUUUUCUAAUUCUGUUUGAUUAUUGUAAGAAGUUUUGGCUGCAAUUUUCAAUUUAUUGGAUUAUUUUAUUACCGGAGUUUCACGUUUUAGAUAGUGCAGCCUGCAUAUUCAUAAAAGCAGAUGGUAGUUGGGAUAACAUUAGUAGUUUCUCUCAGAAGUUCCUGAGCAGUCAUUAACUCAUUAUGAUGUUCUUUUUAAAUGGAGAUUGUUAAAAAUAAAGAGAUAAAAACCACCUUAUGUUUCUAAGUAGGAUAAUAGAAUGAUAUGUUGAGAACAUGGCUGAGAAAUUAAGAAGAGGAUCCUGGAUCCAUGCUCUUGCCAUUAUGUUAAAAGCUCAAAUUUCUUCCCGUUCUAUGGGAGGGGAAGUGAGCUGGUGAUGCUGUUGGUUAUUCUUUCAUUGAUCCUUUCUCACAUUAGCUUCUUCAUGUGAUAAAAGUUGGAGCUGAUAGUUCUUAUCAGUGUAUGAGACGAAGAAGUCGUUCUAUUUCUCCUAGGCGCCACCGGAGUCGAUCUGUUACUCCUAAGCGACGUUCACCAACACCAAAACGUUACAAAAGACAAAAGAGUAGGAGCUCUUCUCCAUCUCCUGCAAGAAGGUCUCCUGCCACAACCUUUGAGUCAGCUAAAAAUAGGAAUGGGGAAAAACUAAUCAGAGAAGAGGAAGAGCGGAAAAGGCGACAGCAGGAAGCAGAACUAAAGCUAAUAGAGGACGAAACUACGAAACGGGUUGAAGAAGCUAUUCUGAAAAAGGUUGAAGAAAGCUUGCAGUCUGAGAAAAUCAAAAUGGAAAUUCUAACACUGUUGGAGGAAGGACGAAGGAGACUUAAUGAAGAAGUCGCAGCUCAACUUGAGAAGGAGAAGGCAGCUUCUCUUAUCGAAGCCAAAGAAAAAGAGGGCGUCAUGCGGUGUUUGUCGCAGGAAAGAGAGCAACAAGGGAGAGAAGAGAUGUCGAGAAUAGAAGAGGAGAACCGGAAGAAACUAGAAGAAGCUCAGCUAAAGGAAGCAAUGGAGAGGCAAAGGAAAGAGGAGGAACGUUAUCGGGAGCUGGAGGAGCGGCAAAGACAGAAGGAAGAAGCGAUGCGAAAGAAGAAAGCAGAAGAGGAAGAAGAACGUUUGAAACAGAUGAAACUGUUGGGUAAAAACAAAUCACGCCCUAAGUUAUCUUUUGCCUUAAGCUCCAAGUGAAUGGAUGAAGGGAAAAAUGAAAAUGAUUCUGUUGUGAUGAUAUGUGUUUCUUUCUCUCAAAGAUGCUUUAUAAUUAUUUGUUGGUGCUUAAACCCCUUUUAUAUUAUCCUGUAGUUCUAGCUUA